This is a messenger RNA of Malassezia sympodialis ATCC 42132, 1248 nucleotides long. Lineage: Eukaryota; Fungi; Basidiomycota; Malasseziomycetes; Malasseziales; Malasseziaceae. The record is from the annotation of a RefSeq genome assembly.
GCGCGCUCGUCGUCCGGCAGCGACGCGACGCGCGGGAAGCGGCCGCACACGAUCGCCUGCACGUCGUCCGCGUGCGGGGCGGGGAGCGCCACUUCGCCCCAGUGCUCGCUCGAGAGGAACUGCGCGCGCGGCGCGUCGGCCCGCACGGUGCGCGUCGCCAGCAGCGCAAAGCCGCGCGCCGCGACGACGCGCCCAUGCGCGCCGAGGUCGAGCGUCGGGCGCGCGCCGACCGGCUUCGUCGGCCCGAGCGCCUCGGCGAGCGGCGCAAUGACGCUCAGCACGUCGCUCGACGCCUUGUCAAUGUCCUCGAGCACGACCCAGAGGCCCGCGCGCACCGCGCGCGUCAGCGCGCCCUCGACGAACGAAAACGUCCCGGGGCGCUCGCGGCUCGAGACGUACGAGCCGAGCAGCGCCUUGGCGUCGACGCCCGACUGGUCGCCGAGCGGGAUCGACAGGCACGGCGGCAGGCGCGCGAGCGCCUGCAGCAGGUGCGUCUUGCCGCUCGCCGGCGGGCCACGCACCACGAGCGGGAGCCGCAGCGACACGUGCAGAAGCGUGUCGCGCACGGCCGCCUCGGUGCUGUGCGUCGACACGAACGGCGUCGGCGGCGCGCCGCCGACGCCGCGCGCCGCGGGCCACAGGAGCGAGCCAAUGAGCGCGGUGCUCGGCGACAGGUCCGCCGCCGACACGUACAGCGGCGCGGGCGUCGGCGGCAGCGGCGCCGCGCACGCGUGCCACAGGCGGUCGAUGCGCGCCUGCUCGAAGAUGGGCGCCGCGCGCACGUCCAUACUCGUGCCGUCGACAUCGAGCGGCGCGGGCGCGUCGCCGAUCCACGCGUCGCGCAGCGCAGCGUGCGCGGCCGCGGAGAGCUGCGCCUGCACCGCAUAGCACUCGAGCGCGAGCAGGCGCUCGGUCGUCGGGCGCGCGCGGUCGGCAAACACGCAGUACAGCGGCGCGGCGGGCCACCCCAGGUCGUGCGCGAGGAGCGGCGCCGCGCGCAGGAGGCGCAGGCGCGUCCAGAGGUGCGCCACGUCGGUCGGCAGGCCGCGCGCAUAGUGGCGCUGCAGGUGCGCCUCGAUCAGCGGGUACGCCUCCUCAAACACGCCCGCCCACGCGCCCAGCGUAUGCACGGCGCCCGCGUCGUCCAGCAGGCGCGCGAGCAGCUCCAGGAAAAAGGCGCGGAAGGCCACGGCGACGGCCUCCGCCACCGCCGGCGGCGCGCGCAGGAGCGGCGCGGCCGCCGCGAAA